CUGUCAGUGUUCUUUGUUUCGGGCAAGAUCAGCAGGAUAAAAACAGAAAAAAAAACAUCGACGAAGUAUUCUACGAUCUGAUCGAUUCGUUGUAAAUAAGAAGGUACUCAUCACUUGAUCGAAAAUGGUAUGUGUGCCGUGCUUCAUCGUGCCCGUGCUAUUAUACCUCUGGCACAAGUUCGUGCAACCGAUCCUGCUGAAGUACUGGAAUCCGUGGGAGAAGAAGGAUAAAGACGGAAACGUCCUUCCAGCCGAUACGACCAAGUUCCCGUUCGAUUGCACUGGAGGUGUUUGUCGUUUCGCCAAAAAGAAGACGGACGACAGCGCGGUGGAAGGGAAAGAUUCGUCAGUGACCUUACCGAGCGGGCACGAAAAAUCGCAGUGAAUUAUGAUCUCGGCACGAUACGGUGAUAAAUAAAUGUGUAUUU
Molecule: messenger RNA, 428 nt
Organism: Anopheles coustani
Lineage: Eukaryota; Metazoa; Arthropoda; Insecta; Diptera; Culicidae
Product: UPF0729 protein AGAP000931
Exons: 1
Coding region: 125-385 (86 amino acids)
Source: RefSeq, a predicted model, not a curated record